Beta vulgaris subsp. vulgaris (sugar beet) is the source of this 2188-nucleotide messenger RNA. RefSeq names its product isocitrate lyase. Bases 146 to 1879 code for a protein of 577 amino acids. Gene Ontology annotation, cellular component: glyoxysome. The transcript has 4 exons. Lineage: Eukaryota; Viridiplantae; Streptophyta; Magnoliopsida; Caryophyllales; Amaranthaceae. The record is from RefSeq and is a predicted model, not a curated record. Gene Ontology annotation, molecular function: isocitrate lyase activity. Gene Ontology annotation, biological process: carboxylic acid metabolic process.
AAGAAGCUAUUGCAUCAACAUUCAUCCUAAACUUAUUAUUCAUCUCUUCCCUUCUUGAGCUUACUUGCUUUGUUUCCACCUACAUAAGUUUACUUUGCUUUAAUUUCCUUUUUCCUUCAGUUGGCAACGCAUAUUAGGUGCAGCAAUGGCUACAACUUUCACAGUGCCUUCAAUGAUAAUGGAGGAAGAAGGUCGAUUUGAAGCAGAGGUAGCAGAGGUGCAAUCAUGGUGGAACACUGAGCGAUUUAAGCUAACUCAUCGCCCAUACUCGGCCCGAGACGUAGUAUCUCUUCGUGGCAGCCUGAGGCAAAACUAUGCAUCAAAUGAUAUGGCCAAGAAGUUAUGGAGGACCCUUAAGAGUCACCAAGCUAAUGGCACAGCCUCUCGAACUUUUGGUGCUUUGGACCCUGUCCAAGUUAGCAUGAUGGCUAAACACCUCGACACAAUCUAUGUCUCAGGGUGGCAGUGCUCCUCCACCCAUACUUCUACCAAUGAGCCUGGCCCUGACCUCGCUGACUACCCCUACGACACAGUCCCUAACAAGGUGGAACACCUCUUCUUCGCGCAGCAAUACCAUGAUCGAAAGCAAAGGGAGGCUCGUAUGAGUAUGUCUCGCGAGGAGAGGGCUCGUACACCUUAUGUGGAUUACCUUAAGCCUAUUAUUGCUGAUGGUGAUACUGGUUUUGGUGGUGCUACUGCUACUGUUAAGCUAUGUAAGCUGUUUGUGGAGCGCGGUGCUGCAGGGGUGCAUAUUGAAGAUCAAUCUUCGGUUACUAAGAAGUGUGGUCAUAUGGCUGGUAAGGUUUUGGUUUCUGUUAGUGAGCACAUUAACCGGCUUGUUGCUGCUAGGCUCCAAUUUGAUGUGAUGGGGACUGAGACCGUGUUGGUGGCAAGGACUGAUGCGGUUGCUGCUACUCUCAUUCAAUCUAACAUUGACACUCGCGAUCACCAGUUCAUCCUUGGGGUAACCAACCCGGCUCUUCGUGGCAAGGGCCUCGCAGCUAUCCUCUCUCAAGCCACUAAUGCUGGUAAGUCGGGGCCUGAGCUACAAAAACUGGAAGACGAGUGGCUAGCUGCAGCCAAACUGAAGACCUUCUCUGAUUGUGUAAUUGAUGCAAUCAAGGGGCUAAGUAACAUCAACGAGAUGGAAAAGACUAGGAGACUCAAUGAGUGGAUGAACCACUCAAAGUUUGAAAAGUGUUUAUCCAAUGAAGAAGCAAGAGAUGUUGCAGCUAAGUUAGGUCUCCAAAACCUGUUUUGGGAUUGGGACUUACCAAGGACUAGAGAAGGGUUCUACAGGUUUAAAGGGUCUGUAGAUGCUGCAAUUCUACGUGGAUGGGCUUUCGCUCCCCAUACCGAUAUAGUCUGGAUGGAGACCUCAAGUCCUGAUUUGAUGGAGUGCACCAAAUUUGCUAGUGGGAUGAAGGCGAAGCAACCAGAAACGAUGCUAGCGUACAACUUAUCGCCUUCGUUUAACUGGGAUGCGUCUGGAAUGAAUGAUCAUCAAAUGAUGGACUUCAUUCCUAAGAUUGCUAAGCUUGGAUUUUGCUGGCAAUUCAUUACACUUGCUGGUUUUCAUGCUGAUGCUUUAAUCAUUGACACUUUUGCUAAAGAUUUUGCUAAGAGGGGUAUGCUGGCCUAUGUUGAAAGGAUUCAAAGGGAGGAAAGGAGCAAUGGAGUCGACACUCUCGCACAUCAGAAAUGGUCCGGUGCUAAUUACUAUGAUCGCGUGCUUAGGACUGUUCAGGGUGGUAUCACCUCAACUGCUGCCAUGGGAAAAGGGGUUACUGAGGAUCAAUUUAAAGAGACAUGGACUAGGCCGGGAGCGAGUUCGGAUAUGGGUAACGGAACUGUGGUGAUUGCUAGGCCAAGGAUGUAAGGCGACAUCACAAGUAUGGGUGAAGAGAUGGGGAGGAGUUGAUAAAGAAAAGUAUGGAUAGUAAUAAUUGAGUACCAGUUCCAUAUCAAAUCAGCAGUUUGUUAAAUCAUUUUUCAAUUAUUGGCUAUAUGAUUUAAAGCCCAUAUUGAUUAGAAGGAAAAUAAUGUUCCAUGUUCCUAAGUAAUUUCCGAUUGUUUGGUUCUGUUUUCAAGUGUAAGAUGGAUAUUGGAAAUGCUAAGCCCAUGUAUGAUCAUUAUUACAUGUUGGCAAUUCGGAUAAACAAGUCUGAUUCGUGUUUGGUUUCGUGUU